Messenger RNA from Scylla paramamosain (green mud crab), 2359 nucleotides. RefSeq lists its product as uncharacterized. The transcript has 7 exons. NCBI's taxonomy places the organism in Eukaryota, Metazoa, Arthropoda, Malacostraca, Decapoda, Portunidae. The record is from RefSeq and is a predicted model, not a curated record. Bases 162 to 1235 code for a protein of 357 amino acids. Gene Ontology annotation, biological process: cilium assembly. Gene Ontology annotation, cellular component: motile cilium.
UGUCAAAGUUUAGUUAUAUCGUGCAAACGGACAAUAAACUUGACAUAAUCAGUUUGGCCCCGCGGUCGCUGUUGCCUGGGUAACCUUUAGUAAACAAAGAGCGUCGGGGGGUGAGUGGUAGUGGCGUGUGGGAACUGUGGUGGUUUCUGUGGCGGCUCCCGAUGGCUCGCAAUGCCUACCACUCCGGGGUGCGUGUGGGGAACUGGUACGAGAACAGACUGAUGGAAGAGGCGAUGAGGAAAUCAUUAGAAAGCAGAAAAAGUGCAGAGAGGAAUUUCUGGGAACUUCAUGCGGCCCUUCUGGAGGAGGGUAUUGUAUCUGUGUGUCCUGAUGGUCUUCUUCACUUCGGGGACUCAGUUUUAAUCCAUGCCCCUGUGGUGGAGCCCCGGAGAGGUAAAGGAACCGCACGCCUGCCCCCUACGGCCUCUACCUCCACGUCAAGCUGCCACGGACUCUCUCUGGCGUGCACCCUCGCUGCCACACCCUCCAGGGAAGCACUGAUGAAAAAUUAUUACGAGGAGACAGCCAUCACCGCCAGCCCUGAUCAUCACAGACCCAUGAUUAAGAAUGUGUUUACUAUUCAGCCGCGGAGGUCAAAGGACAGUCUGGGAAGCGUCCUUUGCUACGGUGACCCCUUUGACCUGACGCACACCACGCAUGGAGGUCACCACUAUUACGUGACCUCCCCAGUAGGCACGGCACUCCACUCUGGAAGGGAAAGCAGGAGACAAGAGGUUCUGCUGAAGGAGGAGCCGAGUUCCCAUUGUGUCUGGAAGCUGCAGCCCAGUGACAGAACGCUGAGGAUGGUGAUGGAGGGAGAGCCAGCUGAGGUGGGCGCGCGGGUGUUGAUGGUGCAGACGAUGACCAACCAGCCCCUAGUAGUGGAGGAGGAAUUUCCCACCACCACCAUUUACGGCCAGGAGCAGCAAGUCAGUGUGGGUGUGGUGAACAGAGCCACCACCAGAGCUGCGUCUACCUUUGCCCUCCUCACCUGGACCCGCCACGUCCCUGAAAACUCACCUGGGGAACUAGACAAGGCGGAGAUACCAGAAGUGGAGGACCUGGAGAAGGGAAGGGAGGAAGAUAAAGAAAGGGAGAUUGAGAGGGAGAAAAGGAUGAGGGAAGAGCAGAGGGAGGAGAUGAGGAAGGAGAGGGAGGAAAGGGAGGAGGAGGCAGUUGAAAGAUUACGGUUGGCACUUCAAGAUAUUAGUAAUGAUUCAUCCCAUAGUGAUUAGUGGUGACUUCCUGACUCAUCACCUACUUAAUUUCUACCGCUACCGUCACUACUACUACUGUCAUAAACAUCACCACGAUCAUAAACCUCACUACUAUUACUAUUGCCACAAUCUUAAACAGUGCUGUUAUUACUACCACCUCUAUCAUAAACAUCACUACUACUACCACUACCACAUUCAUAAACAUCUCUUCUAUUACUAUUACCACGAUCAUAAACAUUGCUACUAGUACUAUCACCUCGAUCAUAAACAUCACUACUACCACAAUCAUAAAGACCACUACCACAACCACCACAAUCACCACUACCAUAACACCUGCUAUAACACACACCAUCACUAAUACAACCUUUCAUAACGCCAAAAAUUACCCUUACCUUCUAACACCACCACCAUCACCACCACAGCCACACUGACCACAAAAAGACAAUGAAAAUUAAUACCUUUAUUCUUUAACUCCCCUUAUUCUGCCCAUAGCAUUAUAUGGGUCACGCUAACCACCCCAGGACCAGAUAUUAUCAAACAUUUCUUCGGAUACUCUCUCCUCAUUCUUGAACUCUUCUUCUUGUACGGUUUUUUCUGUAUCUCACUCAUACACACGUUAAUUAACACACACGCACGCCCACCGGAGAUAUUUAAAGUAUUACGUGGUGUUAUUGUAUUUAUUUUCAUGGUAUUUAUUGUUAUUCAUUAGUACAGUCAUCUCUGUCUUGUAUAUCAUUCAUGUACUUCAUUUAUUUGUAAAGCACGCAUGCCCACCAGAAGAUAAUUGGAUAUUUUAAAGUAUUAUAUAGUAUUAUUUAUUGUUAUUCAGUGCAGUUGUCCCUUACAAUACGAACAAACACAUACUGAAAAUUCGCCUUAAUAUUCUUUGCUCACACAACGAACGCCAGAGUUCUUACCCGUUCGUAAGUGAGGGACCACUGUACUGAAAACUAUGGGAGGGAAGUGUAAGAGAUGGAAAGAGACACAUAUAUUGAUAAAUAAUAAUAGCUAGGGGAAUGGAAAAGAAAAUAAGAAAAAUGAUAGAUUUAAGUUAACCAACACUCUUUCAGUAACCCAACACGUUCGCUAAGUGAGGAUUACUGUAUUUACUUGCGGGUCCAUUAAAGCCUUAACACCAAAAA